UGGUGCUGCUCAGAAGUCCUUUGGUGUUUUUCAGUCUGCGAAAGAGAAUAACUCCAAAGCAAAGGCCGCUUCACAGAUUGUUAAAAAAUUCUAAAUACAUCUAAAUGAAGCAAACAUAUCAUCCUGCAGAUGAAGCAUUCAUGAAAACCAUGGAAGGCGCCAUAUUGUUGACCCUGUCAUGGAGAAAACCUCCAAACGACUAUUCUGUAAUAUGAUUGGCUCAUAUUUGUGUCAAUCAAACUGUCGCCCUCGCUUUGCAGGAGCUGAUUCGCUAAUAUCCAACUUCAGCGUAAACCAGGAAACCAAUAGACUAAAGGAUUGUUACCAAGUGAUCUCUGAUUGGCUAGCUGUCAACUCAAGCCCCGCCUCCCCCGUACAUGGAGGAAGAUGAGUAACCCGCAGCUAGGACUGCUAGAUCAUGGCAACAUUUAUGGAGCGACUAGCCUUUCUUCAGAAAGUGCCCACCCUGAUGAAGGCCACAGCAGAUGAUGAAAACCCCUGCCCUGGUUACCUUUUCCAAGAAAUUGGAAAAAUCUCCCACGAGUCUUCAGGCUGUGGCCAGUGUUUACUGGAAUACCUUCUGGAGAGGCUACAAGUGGAGUCUUGUCAUGUCAAACUUAAGGUGCUGAAGAUUUUUGUCCAUCUCUGUGGUCAUGGCUCAACACAUUUCCUUACAGAACUCAGAAGGAAUUCCACCUUCAUCCAGCAAGCAUCAGUUUAUAGUGGCCCUCCUGAUCCCAUCCAUGGCACAGCGCUAUACCAAAAAGUGAGGAAUACAGCACAGGAAGUGGCCCAGUUACUUUUCACAGAUGCAAUUUCAACUAAAAGUAGUGUGUCUCCACCCAGCGUAGCCCCUCCAGCCAUGGGUAUGGGAUCAGCAACAUCCCACAGGUCAGGAAUGCAGGGCUUUGGAUACUGUCCAGGGAAGCAGGGGACGAUGGGCAGUGAUUCGCUGCUAGAUAAGAUCCAGAAAGCUGCUGAAGUUGUGGCAAGUGCUGUUCUCCCUCCAAUGGAGCAGCAGGGAAUCCGUCUCCAUGACAACCAUUACCGGGCCGUGGUGGCGCCUUCUGCGCCCAUAGAGGUGGCCGUGCCAGCGUGUGCUUACAACCUGCCUGCUCGUAAACCAAAAGUGAACCAGCGGUGUCCGGGGCAGAUAGGAGGCGGCUGGGAAGAGACCGACAGCGGCAACAGCUCCUCUCACAACUCUUCUCAGGACAUCGCUGCCAACAGCAGGACCUCAGUGGGCAGCAAGUCAGCUGGUACUGGGAGCCAGUCAGGGGCCAGCAGAGAGAGUAGUGGAGACCUAUCAGAGCGAGUGGAAGCCUUGCAGUUGGGGGACUGUGGCCAGGAGAUGGCGCUCAUCAACAGACUGACCGAAGGUUCCAAAGUUUUCCUGUCCAGAGAAGAGAGCCAACACUUCAUCAAAGAGUGCUUCAUUCUCAACUGCGAGGUCGUGGUGGAGUUGCUCUCAAGCAAGCUUCAAGAUCCCUCAUACGCUGUUAAGAUGCGGGCGCUGUGUGCUGUUGCAUGCCUCAUGACCUCUGACCUCCUCUCUCUGGAACAAAUGUUUAGUGCUACUCAGCGUAGACUUUGCCAGCUGAGUGAGGGGCCUCCAGGACCUGUGGCAAACAAAGCCACCAAGAUCCUACGACAGUUUGAGGCUCUGAUGGGUGGACCUUCACAUGCUGCCAGGCAGGAUCUGGGGGACAGUAACCAUCAGACUACAUUUAAUCAGCUUACAUCUUCACUCAAUUUACACUCUGUCGAAACCAACCUCAAAGUUAAUCAGCCUGAAACCCCCCCUGGGGAUGCCACACACCCACCAACUCACCCAUCCUCCCCUUCUAGUCUGGACCUUCCUCAGAGCUGCUCCACAGUGGAGCUUCUGAAUGAUGGUAGCGAGGAGAACCUUUAUCCCAUUCAGCACGAGUUGGUGGAAAAUGAGGAACAGCCAGUCAGGACUGCUGACUUACACUUAUCUGAGGAAGAUCUACAGCUUACCAGAGACAAAAGCACCUCUCCCUCACCUGAGCCCCAGAACAAGCCACAGCAUCUGGGCAAACUGUCCCUAUUCAGUGGUAUGGAGCUGGUGACCAAGGGGAGGCCACUGUAUGAAAGAGAUACAUCCCAGAGAGAGUUGGACAAAAUAGACAACAGCUUAAGAGGUAAUCAAACUGUGCAUAACUCUGACUGUCCGGUGAAAUCCUCUACAACUUGCAUUAAAUCCACUGAGGACAGUUCAUCAGUCAGCGGUUCUGUUGACUCUGACAACAGUCAGUCUUUAUCAGCGUUCUCAUUUCUCAACUUUUGACCACCGACCAAGUUUUUAGAGCUGCAACUGUUACACUUAAAACCAAUGAUGUCAUCAUGUAUAUCCUUUUAGAAAUCUAUUUUAUUUUCUGAGAUUUGCCCUGUAACGUUGUAACUCUAUAUACAUAGAAAACAGAUUCCAGUUGUGCUUGGGUUUUCUUAUCAGUGUGCCUCCCCAGAAGCUGUGUUUGAGCAGCAGGCAGGGCCAAGAGACGGAGAUUUAUUACUGUAUGUCUUGUAAACUACAGAUGAUGGUGAUCUGAAGUCAGUAUGAGAAGCUUGUCAAAAAACUUUAGCUAUUUUGUGUGUUGGCUGAGGUUUCAUUUCUUUAAAAGUAUUUAACAAGUAAGGUUGUCUUGGAGUAGAUGUUACUACUCUGCCUUACAAAGUCAAGAGGACAUUUCUAACACAAACAAAGAAGAAAAGUGUUUUAAGGUUAAGCCACCAAGCUAACAUGAUGUGUCUUGUUUUAUGGUGUGUCUCACACUACUUGGGACUCGUGUCACUGGCUUUUUAGUCAAUUCAACAUGUUGAAUCAGGAGCCAUAGUUCCUUGAUGUCAGUUUGCUAUGUCCAUUCCUUUGAUUUCCAAGUCAAAGGCGCAAGGUAAACACAAUUUCACAAGACUAAAUUGAAAUAUAUGAUUUAAAGGACCCAUGUGUUGGAUUUAGUGACAUCUAGUGGUGAGGUUGCAGAUUGUAUCCAACUGAAUAGCAGGUCGGAGAACCUACUUUAACCGUUGGGUAUUGCACCACCAAAUUGUUCAUGAUAGUUCUAUGAAAAGCCGCUUUCCCAGAUUUGCCCUGGAAUAAAUAAAGUAUCUAUCCAUAUAUCUAUCAUGUCAGACUCGGUGGAAGAGGCUCCUAUGCACUGUGAAGGGCUCAUUCUAAGUAAACAAAGACACACUGAUUAGUAGCUGCAGGUGGUCUUACACUAAAGGAAACAUUAUCAUGGAUACUGUAUUACAUUUCCGCACUGCUCCUUGAAAGGAAGUUUAAUCUAAUAAAAUCACAUGACUGCAUUUUCUUCACUUUGCUAAGCUAGGCUAGUUAGCUUUUAGCUGCAUUGGUUUAUGUAGUAUUUUUUGUUCUGUUGUUUUAUUUGCAAACCCAUGUACUAUUGGAGCAUAGAAAUAGAAAAAAAUGUGGGUGACUUGGCUUUUCUUAAUGCUACAUCAGCAGCUAUUGGCUAACUAGCCAGUGUGCAGCCACUGAUGUUUUGUUUUUACAUAUGUUUCAUAUUACACACUAAUAAGUCCUAAUGUUGACGUGUCAGAAAGUCAGAUUGUCUUCUGAUCUCCAUUUUGACCAAACGUGAAGUUCCUGUGUUUUGACUUUGUAUGGCAGUGCAGACGGUUGCUUUAUCUCAGGAUUUCUUUUAAGUAACAACCUGCACCUCCGCAGCACAGCGUGAACCUCUUGAGGGAGAAUUCCUCAACUUGUGAUUUGCACUACAGUUGCUUUUCUUAUGAAGUCUUAUCUACAAAUGAUAGUGGUCUUCCAUUAUUUUUGGUACUAAGCUAUUAUCAACGUUAAUAAUUAUUUAUUAAGUUUACCCUGUAUUGACUCAUGUAUCCAUAAGAGUGGUUGUAGUGUGCAUGUUUAAAAAUUAAGGGGAACUAAUGCAGGAACUGAUUACUGAGAUAUUGUAUGUGCAUAACUGAUGUAUGGCAUCUGUGUUUAAAACAUAUGUAGUCAGCAAACUACAAAUAUUUGCAACUUCAAGAACAAUCAUUGCCUUUACUCUUUCAACAGUGGUUUCAGUUACAUACAGUAGUGCAGUGUUGACUACUGUACACAGCCAAAAAGUAAUUCAACCUGCAGGUACUGUAAUGAACACCACAGCUGUAUUUUGUUCAGUAAACAUAAGCAAUUCUGUUGAACAAUAAAACAUGCUGUAUUUUUGUUACAGCACCAACUA
Messenger RNA from Mugil cephalus (flathead mullet), 4229 nucleotides. RefSeq names its product TEPSIN adaptor related protein complex 4 accessory protein (gene tepsin). NCBI's taxonomy places the organism in Eukaryota, Metazoa, Chordata, Actinopteri, Mugiliformes, Mugilidae. The transcript is spliced from 13 exons. Gene Ontology annotation, cellular component: trans-Golgi network membrane. The record is from RefSeq and is a predicted model, not a curated record. Bases 419 to 2311 code for a protein of 630 amino acids.